This is a messenger RNA of Penicillium brasilianum, 705 nucleotides long. Lineage: Eukaryota; Fungi; Ascomycota; Eurotiomycetes; Eurotiales; Aspergillaceae. The record is from the annotation of a GenBank genome assembly.
AUGACAGUAGCCUGCCCGGCUUCACUUGCGGGUGACAAGCAGUCAUAUGGAAACAAGAGUGACAAGGUAUACGAUGACUGGGAUGGAGUUGAAGAGCUUUUGAGCCUACCCGAUCAUGCUUUCCACCGAAAUGUGGACAAGCUUGUCUUGGAUGCUGCCGCGAAGCAUGCAGACGUACUCAAGCUUGCUUUGAUCUGUCCUCCAACCAUUUACGGACGUGGGCGAGGCCCAUGCUCGCAACGAGGUCGGCAAGUCUAUGAACUCGCGAAAGUGACACUGCAGCUAAAGAAGGGACCAAUUAUCGGUGCUGGUCAGGCAAUCUGGAACAACAUCCACAUCCACGAUUUGAGUGAUGUCUAUGCAUUGCUCGUAAAUGCUGCAGUCGCCGGCCGAAAUGACGAUGGGAUCUGGGGUCCGAAGGCCUAUUACCUUACUGAGAAUGGGCAGCAUUGCUGGGGAGAUCUAGCUAAGUCUACUGCGGAGGUUGCUGCCAAGCUAGAGUUCAUCCCAGAAGCGAAGGCUGAACCUAUCGAUUUGGAGAACGCAAAGCAGUAUGCGGGGUUUGAGUCGCUCAGUUGGGGAAUGAAUUCUCGUGGGCGGGCACUGCGAGCCCGUAAUCUUCUUGGAUGGAAUCCGUCAUCUCCCAGUCUGCUAGAUGAAUUACCCCAGAUCGUUAAGAGUGAGUGGAAGCGACUACAAGAGUAG